Messenger RNA from Ruditapes philippinarum (Manila clam), 1945 nucleotides. Its product is annotated as RNA N6-adenosine-methyltransferase mettl16-like. The record is from RefSeq and is a predicted model, not a curated record. Bases 167 to 1915 code for a protein of 582 amino acids. Gene Ontology annotation, biological process: rRNA base methylation. Gene Ontology annotation, molecular function: 23S rRNA (adenine(1618)-N(6))-methyltransferase activity. Lineage: Eukaryota; Metazoa; Mollusca; Bivalvia; Venerida; Veneridae. The transcript is spliced from 8 exons. Gene Ontology annotation, cellular component: nucleus.
CCGGUAUUGUCACGAAUAAUAUAAGACGGCGUUUAGCCAGAAAAUUCAAAAUGGCAGCCUCCAUUGUAAAUUUUCCCUCGCAUUAACAGGUUAAAAUCUCGAAGUUUUAGCGGCUAGAUUUUAGUUAAAAGUUUUCAGACAAAUAUAUCAAAUCAAAGAGUCAGCCAUGGCAUUGAACAAGUAUAUGCACCCAAGAAAUACAUACAAGAAAAGAAAACCAGACUUUCAGGCUCUUUCUACAAAAUUUGAUUACUUCAAAGAGAAGGUUACGAUAAACGAGUCCGGCAAAGUAAUACUUGAUUUCAAAGACCCAGCCGCACUAAGAGCCCUUACUAGGGCCUUGUUGGAAGAUGAUUUUGGACUUACCGUUACAUUGCCUCUUGAUAGGCUCAUACCCACUGUUCCACAGAGAUUGAACUACAUCUUAUGGUUAGAGGAUAUCAUAGGAAAAGAAAAUGGAGCCAAAGGAAUAGAUAUUGGAACUGGCUCUAGCUGUAUAUAUCCAUUACUUGGCUGCAGACUGAACCAGUGGAAAUUUCUGGCAUCUGAAAUUGACGAUCAAAACAUGUACUUUGCCAGCAAAAAUAUAGCUGGUAACAAAAUGGAGGACCAAAUUACAAUAAAGAAGGUAACAGAAGACACUGUCUUGAUAGGCCUGAUUGAUGAAGAAGAAACGUAUGAUUUCUGUAUGUGCAACCCUCCGUUCUACUCUGAUCAUCUCGAGGCACAGGGAAUAACAUCUACGCGUAAUGACAAUCGAUCAGAGUCCUCCUCGAUCUCUACCGCAAGCGAAAAUGAGAGCAUAGCUUGGGGUGGCGAGGUUAGGUUUGUCACACAGAUGAUAGAAGAGUCUCUUAUUUUGAAAAAGAAAAUUCGAGUAUAUACAAGUCUGCUUGGUAAAAAGAUGAGUUUGAGUUCACUAAAAGAUGUGCUGCAAAAGAAGAAGGUUCCAAAGUAUUCCUCCACAGAAUUUUGUCAGGGUAGGACCAUGAGAUGGGGAAUAGCAUGGACCUUUGAUGAAAGUGUGGAGUUUCCUAAAUCUGCAUUUCAAGAACAGAAGAACGUUAAACCGCCACUACAGUUUGAAAUUCCACGUUCAUCGGCAGAUGUGGUUGGAGACUACACUGUCCCGACACACUCCUGGUACAUUAUUAAACUGCUGGAGGAACUUAAGAUACAUUUCUACACAAAACACAAUGGGAAGUUCUACUCGUGCUUCAUCAUACAGGCUAAGGAGAACACUUGGUCACAUCAGAGACGACAAAGAAGGAGACAGAAGAAACAUUCUGAAUGUAUCGAUGACGAAACAACAGCAGUAUCUGAUAAAACUGAUGAUGUUACAAAAAUCACAGAUGCUUCUGAUAAUACACCAAAAGACAUUGAUGUAGAUAUCACAGGUGAAAAGCUUGACACCGAAAAUGCUGCAGAAAAUGAUGAUGUAGUAAAGAAUGAACCUAAUGAAAUUGAACGUGAUGAUUCAUGUACUGAAAAAAAUAAUGGGAAAAGAACAUUAAGUGAUAAAGACAGUGAUCAUGAAGUUAAGAAGAUAAAACUUGAAUCUGAUAAUCAGUGUAACAUAUUAAAUAAGGUUAAUGUUACAAAGGAUAGUGAGAAUGAUGAAACCAAAGUGGAAAGUUCUAAUAAACUUGUACGUAAAGAUGUAAUUGAGCAGUUCUGGAAGGAAAAGGAGACAAACAGUGAGAAAUCACAAGGGAAAAAAGCUAACAAGUCAUUUUAUGAGACACUUGAACCAUUUAAUGAGAAUGAGGAUUGCUUGCUGUUAAGUAAGCUCAUGCUUCGGAAAGAAGAGGGAGUUAUCUCAUUUUCAAUGACAUAUAUGGCAGGCAAUAGGGAAGCUAUGCAUCAGAUAUUUCAAUUUUACAAGAACAAAUUGUGUGCUGGUAAAACUAAAUAGCAACUUGUAAUAUAUUCAUAAUGACAGUUA